Molecule: messenger RNA, 1338 nt
Organism: Linum tenue
Lineage: Eukaryota; Viridiplantae; Streptophyta; Magnoliopsida; Malpighiales; Linaceae
Source: the annotation of a GenBank genome assembly
AUGCCUAGAGCGCCGGCGAAAGGGGGAAGACAACGAGGAGUUGUGAAAGGAAGUAACCCCGACAGGUUGAGCAAUUUUCCCGACGAAGUUCUGCACUGCAUUCUCUCCUUCCUCGACACCAAGGCGGCGGUUCGAAGCGGCAUUUUGUCGAGCAGGUGGAAGUCACUCUGGAAAACGGUUCCCGUCCUCAAUUUCGACGGGGAAUCCUUCAACGACGACGAACAGAGCUUCAAGCGACAUGUGGACAGAUUUCUGUAUCUCCGUUCCACCACUUUGCACGAGGUUCGACGUGUAUCGGUCCUCAAUUGCCCUGGAUUUGAAGAGAGAUCCGAUUUGUUCACCGCUCUUUUCCUGUCGAUCUCCCGCUGCGGUCGAUCGCUGGAGACUCUGAACUUGAAAGCAGUCCGGCUCUACACCAUGGCUUUUGCUGGGCCUUCUCCAGUUUUCAAAGUGCUCACAACUUUGACUUUAGUCGAUUGCUGCUUGGACUUCUCUUGCUGGAACCAGCAGCAGGUUCGCCCUUUCGCUGGUUUCCCCAUGCUGCAGAACUUGAAGCUGAUUUCUUGCAGCUGCUGUCUCGAUGAUGAUGACGAUGAUCCUGACGCUGACGAGAAGUGUCUGAAAGUCUCCGGACGCCAGCUGCUGUGUCUGGAGAUUCAUGCCCCUUUCGGUUUCGACGAGAUUGAAGUCUCUGCUCCUAAGCUCGAGUCGUUUACUUACAGGGAUGUGAUUCGUGACUUCUCUCCAAUAACUCAAGUGUCCUUGAAUGCUCCUUCUUUAAAACAUGCUAAUAUCAUGAUGUGGGGUUAUAUGGGUUUGGAUGAUGAGUAUGUCAAGGAAGUGGCAAACCAGCAGUAUUCAGACCUGCUCCUCUGUCUCAGUAGUGUUGAAACUCUCUCCCUGCAAUUCGAAACACUUGAGGUAUUGAUCAAUGUUUGUGACUUGGUGAAGAAUCAACCGUCGCCGUUUGCAAGACUCAAGUCCGUGAGAUUGCUUUAUUCUGAAGGAGCUGUUGGCAUACCUCCCUAUGUGAUGCACUUCUUUCGUGAUGGGUCUCCUUUCAUGGAUGAAAAUGCCGUGAAGCUAACCAAGGUCACUACUUCCUCAUUCCCGUACAAUCUGCAAGCUUAAACAUGCUUGGUGAACUUCUACAAGUAAGGUGUUUGAGAGCCCUGCAAUUGCAUAGAAGGUAGAGGUCCAAGAUGGUUGCUAGGGUUUUCACCUUAAGCCAUGAGUGUACAAUAGUGGCCUUAAGGGUUUGUGUUUGUUUGUGAGAAUAAAAUGGGAGAUGAUGAGUGAACUUAUAAUAAACAAACUUUGUACCUACCAAAAAUAAUA